Cantharellus anzutake is the source of this 554-nucleotide messenger RNA. RefSeq lists its product as uncharacterized. The coding region runs from base 88 to 510 and encodes 140 amino acids. The transcript has 5 exons. Lineage: Eukaryota; Fungi; Basidiomycota; Agaricomycetes; Cantharellales; Hydnaceae. The record is from RefSeq and is a predicted model, not a curated record.
CCGGGAUGGAACCAAGUUAUUUGGGAUAGCUACAGUGAAUGUGACGGCGGACAGAGAUUAUCUGAAGCCAUCAAAAUCACCUUCAGAAUGUCGAAUAAUUAUCUACAAUGUCAAGACAAAGAAGACUGUUUUGUAAGUUUGUUGGGUGUUUGUGGACAGCCAUGUCAUAUAUGUUGUAGCGAAAUUCCCACCUUCGACUCCAUACGGAGGAUGAGCUUAUCUUACUCGGGCAAGCGUUUACUUAUGCCACCACGCCUGUUCCUAGUUUACCCUACCUCGCUUGUCCCAUUGCACACAUUCUACCUUCCAGAUGAGACGGAAUACCCAAUUGAUGGCCAGUUUGGAAUUCGGAGCUCUGCCCUCGUGGCAGAUGGGUCCGAGGAAGAUCAAAUCAUUAUUUGCGCUAACAAACGAGGGAAAGUUUUCAUAUGGCACCGGGAGUCGUAUCGCCUCCUGCACCCGUUCACAAUCUCGAUUCCUGGAAGCGCUGAAGUCAGUGGGGUGACUUAGGCUGUGAGCGCUUGGCGGACUACAGCUAUCUCAGGAUAGUAGCU